UCCCCUUCCCCAGUUCAGACCCUCCGAUUCCUCCUGGGGGGCCGGGAGCCUCCGCGUCCUUCUCGCCUCUCUUUGCGGGCGCUUGUGGGGCGGCAUCCAUGGCUUUGGCUCGGCUCGCCCUGGUGCUGCUGGUGGGGGCGCUGGGCCGGAUCCCCGGAAGCGAAGUGGGGAAGGAGACCCCCGCCGAUUUCCUGCUCCAGCAGAAGUCCGAGUGCCACUUCCUCAACGGGACGCAGUGGGUGCAAUACCUGGAUCGGUACUUCUACGACCGGCAGGAGUUCGUCUGCUUUGACAGCGACCUCGGGAAACACGUGGCCAUCACGGCGUUGGGGGAAGUUUAUGCAGAGACAAUGAACAGCGACAAGCAGAUCAUGCAGUACCAGAAGGCCAGAGUGGAUCGUUUCUGCCGACACAACUACGAAGCAUUGAACUACGAGGCAGCCAAGAGGGAGGAGCGAACGAUCGGUCGGAGAGCCAAGCCCACUGUCACCAUCUCCCCCACAAAGAUGGAUCCCGCUUCUCCCAACACCAUCCUCCUCUGCACCGCCAGGGGCUUUUACCCCCUGGAGAUCGAGAUCCAGUGGCUGAAGAACGGGGAGCUGGAGGAGGAGGGCGUGGCCUUCGGGGAGGAGCUCCAGAAUGGAGACUGGACCUACCAGCUCCAGGUGAUGCUGGAGACCCAGCCCCAGUGGGGGGACAUCUACACUUGCCAGGUGGGGCAUGUAAGCCUGGAGGCCCCCAUCACCGUCCAGUGGGAGCCCCGUUCCUCCAGCUCAGCCAGGAGCAAACUCUGGACAGGGAUCAUGGGGGCCGUGAUUGGAGCGACCUUCCUGGCUGUGGGGCUCUUCUCCUACCUGAAGAGUAAGAAAGCCACUGCCAUCCAACCUCCUGCAGCCCUCAUGGAUUAAUCCUGCUCUCUGAUGCCAAGGAUAUUUUUUUCUUUAGUAGCUGAUGAUUCUUUGUCCUGUUUGCCACCUCUGAGAAAUGGAGGCUGAAGGUGGCAGUUUGAGGGGAGGAGGAGGAUGGUAGCUUCCUUUGGGGACCUCCCUUUCUUCUGAGGGAGGGGUGGAGACCAUCUAAACUGUCCCCUGGGAUGCUGGGCCGACCUGUCCCUCUAGCCCCUUCAUCUCUCCUGGCUUUGAACCCACAGCAGCUUCAUCCACAUUAUUCUUGUUAUGAAUCACUUCACUUCCCUUCGCUUUG
Pseudonaja textilis is the source of this 1203-nucleotide messenger RNA. The record is from RefSeq and is a predicted model, not a curated record. NCBI's taxonomy places the organism in Eukaryota, Metazoa, Chordata, Lepidosauria, Squamata, Elapidae.